AUGGAGUUUGGGGGGGUGAAGGUAAAGUUUGAGGGGAUGGAGGUGAAGUUUAGGGGGAUGGAGGUGAAGUUUAGGGCAACAACUAAUCGGACACCUGCAAUGCUGUUCAUGAACAGACAGCUGAGAUCUCACAUUGACCUUCUGAAACCAAACCUGAGGGGAGAAGUGCAGAACAAACAGUUCAGCAGUCUUUCAAGUGGAACAGCAAGAAGCUUCGAUGUGGGACAGCAGGUACUGGCAUGUGAUUACCGAGGGGACAAGUGGACGCCUGGAAAGAUAGUCACCAGGAGCGGACCUCUGAUGUACGAAGUGGACACUGGCAAGUAUACGUGGAGACGUCAUGUGGAUCAGCUGUUGAAUGCUCGACCACAGACACCGGAGCAACCAGCACAUCCACCUGAUCCUGAACCCAACUCCGACCACAGUACAGUAACACCCACAGUUACAGAGGACGUGCCCCCUACAGAGAGCACUCCACAAGUUCCGAGACGGUUUCACAGAGGGUUAGAUAAUUUUAUUAUUGGGCUUUGUGUGUUUGCUUCAGAGAAACACUCCCUGUACUACAUUUACACCGGCCUCUCCAAAGACGUGGAUCUACCAGGAAUCUACGAGUUCACAGCUCUGGGGCUGCUGGAUGACCGAGAGAUCGACUACUACAACAGUAAGGAGCAGAAGAAGAUUCCUAAACAGAGCUGGAUGAUGGAGAAGAUGCAGGAAGAUUACUGGGAAAAAGGAACCCAGUCUCGCAAGAGUAAAGAACAGUGGUUCAAGGUCAACCUGGAUAUUCUGAUGAAGAGGAUGAACCACAGUGAUCAGGAUCUUCAUGUUCUUCAGUGGAGACACGGCUGUGAGGUCGAGGAGUCUAAUGGAGAGGUGAAGUUUCUGAGAGGGAUUAGUGAGUACGGUUAUGAUGGAUCAGAUUUUCUCUCCUUUAAUAAUUCGGACAGGGUCUGGGUCGCUUCGGUUCAAGCUGCAGAACCAACCAAGAGAAAAUGGGAUGGUGUGAACCAGAACACCCAGGGAUACCUGGAGAAAGAGUGUGUGGACUGGCUCACCAAAUUCAUGGAGUACGGAAAAGAAUCACUGAGAAAACACUCUCCUCCUGUUGUUCAUGCGUUGGCAACUAAAUCUGUUCGUGACCCAAAAAAGCUGAUUCUGACCUGCCUGGCCACGGGAUUCUACCCUAAAGACGUGGAGAUGGGUCUGACAUGGUUCCGCACUUCAAUUCCUGAUCAUGUAAUAACAUCUUCUGGAGUUAGACCCAAUGAUGAUGGAACCUACCAGCUGAGGAAGAGUUUGGAGAUACUGGAAGAUGAGAAAGCAGAUUACGACUGUUACGUGACUCACAGCUCCCUCAAGAAACCAGUGUUAAUAAAAUGGGGUAAUUAUAUCUGUGAUUGGUGA
Messenger RNA from Astyanax mexicanus (Mexican tetra), 1404 nucleotides. Its product is annotated as zinc-alpha-2-glycoprotein-like. The record is from RefSeq and is a predicted model, not a curated record. NCBI's taxonomy places the organism in Eukaryota, Metazoa, Chordata, Actinopteri, Characiformes, Acestrorhamphidae. Gene Ontology annotation, biological process: immune response. Gene Ontology annotation, cellular component: external side of plasma membrane. The transcript is spliced from 5 exons. The coding region runs from base 1 to 1404 and encodes 467 amino acids.